Molecule: messenger RNA, 348 nt
Organism: Thamnophis sirtalis
Lineage: Eukaryota; Metazoa; Chordata; Lepidosauria; Squamata; Natricidae
Source: RefSeq, a predicted model, not a curated record
AGACACUGCAGAUUCCUAUGCCUGCGGAUACCGAAACAGCUAAAAUAAGCGCCCAAGAAAAGGAGGCUGAAAAGAACGCUGCUGACUUCGUACAGGCUUCUAAAGCUCGCAUUGUUGAAUAUGAGGAGGAGCUUCAGCAACUGAGAAACAUGAUACCUUUUGAAAAUAUGACGUACGAAGAUCUACCUGAAAGAUUUAAGGAUCCUACACUGGACCCAGUAAAAUAUCCUCAUUGGCCACACAAGCCUGUCUCUGACUUAUAAACACUGGCUAUUCAAAAGCAUUGUGCAACAUCAAUUUUUCUUCUUGAAUCUUUUAAAUAAAGUAAUUGCACAUGAGCCUUUGAAA